Molecule: messenger RNA, 1527 nt
Organism: Miscanthus lutarioriparius
Lineage: Eukaryota; Viridiplantae; Streptophyta; Magnoliopsida; Poales; Poaceae
Source: the annotation of a GenBank genome assembly
AUGGCUGCUGCGGAGGCCGGAGCGUCCACGGCGACCGAUUCGAGGCUCAGAGGAGUGAAGCAAGCACUGAUAUCGUUGUCAGAUAAAACAGACCUGGCUACUCUUGGAAAUGGUCUUCAGCGUUUGGGGUUUUCUAUUAUUUCCACCGGUGGCACGGCAUCAAGUUUGGAAGCAUCUGGAGUUAAUGUUACAAAAGUUGAAGAAAUUACACACUUUCCUGAAAUGCUUGAUGGGAGAGUAAAAACAUUGCACCCCAGUAUACAUGGUGGUAUUCUUGCGCGAAGAGACCAGGAGCAUCAUCUGAAAGCACUGAAAGAACAUGGCAUUGGGACAUUCGAUGUGGUUGUAGUCAAUUUGUACCCAUUCUAUGAUAAGGUCGCCUCAGGUGCAAUAUCUUUUGAGGAUGGCAUUGAAAAUAUUGAUAUUGGUGGGCCUACAUUGAUCCGAGCUGCUGCCAAGAAUCACAAGGACGUUCUUGUCGUUGUCGAUCAUAAAGAUUAUCCUGCUCUAUUGGAAUAUCUAGAAGGGAAACAAGAUGACCCUGAUUUCCGCAGGACACUUGCAUGGAAAGCUUUCCAACAUGUUGCUUCUUACGAUUCAGCUGUCUCAGAGUGGUUGUGGAAGCAAUCAAAUAAAGCAGAUACAUUUCCUCCCAGCUUUACUGUGCCCCUCACAGUGAAGUCUACACUUCGUUAUGGUGAAAAUCCUCAUCAAAAGGCUGCCUUUUAUGGUGACAAGAGUCUUUCUCUAGUAAAUGCCGGCGGUAUUGCAACAGCAAUUCAACACCAUGGAAAGGAAAUGUCUUAUAACAAUUAUUUGGAUGCGGAUGCUGCAUGGAACUGUGUCUCAGAGUUUGAGAGCCCGACUUGUGUUGUGGUUAAGCACACAAAUCCGUGUGGCGAUCUUGCGAGGGAAAUCCGUGAGUUCAGGAGCCCCACGGACGGCGAGACAAGGAUGUUCUACGAGAUUAUUGUCGCGCCUGGGUACACAGAGAAGGGCCUGGAGGUCCUGAAAGGGAAAUCCAAGACGCUGAGGAUACUAGAGGCGAAGAGGAGCGGGAAAGGCAUGCUGUCGUUGCGACAGGUGACUGGCGGCUGGUUGGCUCAAGAGUCUGACGAUCUGACCCCGGAAGACAUCACCUUCACAAAGAUGUCCGAGAGGACUCCCGAGGACAGUGAGCUUUCGGACGCGAAAUUCGCGUGCCUCUGCGUCAAGCACGUUAAGAGCAACGCCAUUGUGAUCGCCAAGAACAAUUGCAUGCUGGGCAUGGGCAGUGGCCAGCCGAACCGGCGGGAGAGCCUGAGGAUUGCUUUCAAGAAGGCAGGAAAGGAGGCCAAGGGAGCUGCUUUGGCCAGCGAUGCCUUCUUCCCUUUCGCUUGGAACGAUGCGGUGGAGGAGGCGUGCCAGAGCGGCAUCGGGGUGAUCGCGGAGCCUGGCGGCAGCAUCCGGGACCAGGAUGCCGUGGACUGCUGCAACAAGUACGGGGUGGCCCUUGUCUUCACAGGCGUCCGGCACUUCAAACACUGA